Rhododendron vialii is the source of this 643-nucleotide messenger RNA. RefSeq lists its product as uncharacterized. NCBI's taxonomy places the organism in Eukaryota, Viridiplantae, Streptophyta, Magnoliopsida, Ericales, Ericaceae. The transcript has 3 exons. The record is from RefSeq and is a predicted model, not a curated record. The coding region runs from base 26 to 643 and encodes 205 amino acids.
GGUAAAGAAGAAUAAAUAAGAGGAGAUGGAUAAUGUGAUACAAAAAUGGAAAGUUGAAAAAACAAAAUUGAGUAAAUGGCUGGCAGAAGAAGACAAAGCUUUGCUGAAUCUAUUCUAUGACCUAAACCAGGGGCAUGCGAAUGAAGAAGUUUGGACGGACAACGAAACAUGUUAUACCAUAACUUUCAAGUCAAUAAUAAAGCUUUUGGAUGACCUAGACAUGGGGAACGAAGUAAUAAACGGGUACACAUCAAUGCUGAAAAGGGAGCAGGAAGUUAAACAACUAACGCAUGGAAAUAGUGCGUUCUUCACAUCCAGCUGCUGGACACUUAUCAAAAUGGCAAAUCAGUCCCCUAAAAAGUACCUCAUUGAUAGUAAACUUGAACAACUCUAUGACGAAUUACAUGAUAAGGGCUUAGAUUACUUUCGGUACUUUGUUUUCCCGAUGAACUCUUCAGGAAAUAAGACGAACAAAAACAGUCCAUAUCAUUGGAUUGUGCUUGUUUAUGAUAUGCAAGAGGAGGAAUGGAAGCAUUUCAAUUCAUUGAAACCAAGAAAGAAGUUGAAAUCAGGUGACCCUUACCUUAAAGAUGCUGUAAUGGUGGUAAAAAAACCUUCACCUCUCUCUUAUUUGCUUAUUUAA